GCCGCGGGACCCCGGCAAAUCACAUCCGGAAGAGGGGGCGCGAGGGGCGGAGCGUGCUUCAGAGGAGGGACGACUCCUCCCCCGCGCCGCUCGCGGUCCCUCCGCCGCCGCACCUCUGCUUCGCAGAACCCGCAGUCCGGCCUGCACCCUUCGAACCCCUCUAGGCUCGAGGCUCCCAUCGGUGAUGGCGGACGAGGGCACGGGGGCCUUGGAGAGUGCCGCGCACCCGCCAGCUGACCCUGCGCAGGACGGGGACGUGAGCCCGGCCUCUGCCGCCUGCUCCGGAGAAAUGGAGGACCCAGGGCGCCCCGAUCCUGCAGCUGGCCCUGGGCGCUGGGAAGCGGCCUCUGCGGCGACUGUCCCCGACCUGGAAGACGACACGGUGGGGAAGGAGGUCCCAGAAACCUGUGGCGCAGACGAAUGGAAGGCUCGCCCGGGAGGCGGUGGGAGGGCCGAGGAUGUGACCACCGAGAAGGGAGCCAUCUUCGUGGAGGAAGCAGAGAAACCGGUGGGGGAGGAGAAGCUAGAGGUGGGCGCCAAUGUCCCUGGGGACCCAGGCCCCUUCAACCUCGAACGCCUAAUUGUAGACCCACUGGAGGCCAUCCAGUGGGAGCUGGAGGCGGUCAGCGCCCAGGCCGACAGGGCCUACCUGCGGCUGGAGCGCCGGUUUGGGCGGAUGCGCCGGUUGCACCUAGCCCGGAGGAGCUUCAUCAUCCAGAAUAUUCCGGGUUUCUGGGUCACUGCCUUCCUAAACCACCCGCAGCUGGCAGCCAUGAUCAGUCCUCGAGAUGAAGACAUGCUCAGCUAUCUGAUGAACUUGGAGGUGAGGGAGCUAAGGCACGCCAGGAUGGGUUGCAAGUUCAAGUUCCGGUUUUGGAGCAACCCUUACUUCCGAAAUAAGGUGAUCGUGAAGGAGUACGAGUGUGGAGCUUCGGGCCGGGUGGUGUCCGUGGCCACUCGCAUCCGUUGGCACCGGGGCCAGGAACCACCAGCCCUAGUGCACCGCAACCGGGACACUGUCCGCAGUUUCUUUAGCUGGUUCUCCCAGCACAGCCUGCCUGAGGCUGACAGGGUGGCCCAGAUCAUCAAAGAUGACCUGUGGCCCAAUCCCCUGCAGUACUACCUCCUGGGGGAGAGACCCCGCAGGGCUAGGCGGGGCCUGGCCAGAUGGCCUACAGAGGCCCCUACCCGGCCCUAUGGGUUCCAGUCUGGCUAAGUGGGCCUUGGGGUGGCACCUCCAUGGUGACCCCCUCUGCCUUUGCCUUCUACCCGCCCACGUGUGCUCAGGCCAGCGGUGGCUAUGGGUGCCUUGCUGUCAGCUUUCCCUUCUGUGCACCUUGGCUGGUCUGGAUGUGUAGUGAGCUCAGCCCCAAGAGUUCCAGUCAGUCUCUGCUAUUUCCAUGUAAGUUUUGUGUUCGUGUCAGCAUCCCAGAACUGUCACCUCUCCACCUGCACCAAGUACCCAGUGCUGUGGAUGUGUGCCGCUGUCAACUUUGUGACCUGAACAGUCAAUGACCUUGGCCUCUCCUGCAAACUGGGCCUCCUGGACCUGUGCCCUGGGCUCACAGUGACCCUGCCUCCUGGCUCUGGGUAGCUGAGUCUUAUUGCCCAGCGUGGAGCAAGUGCAUCUGGAUGUUCCCACAGGCCAGCCUGCUGCCAGAUGAACUACCUGCUCUCUCUGCUCCUUCUGCAGGGUGUCUGCCCACCAGGGGUGCUGCACACGAAUGAGACAAAGGGCACAAAGUAGCUGUCAGCACAUUGUUCUACCCUGUGUUGGUCCUCACCCCAGCCUGCCCCUGGCUUGUGCACCUCAGCAAGGCAUGGCCUUGACCUUCCUGUUAUGUUUAGACCAGGUCACCCUCAGCAUUGUUGCCUGUUCCCGGAUCACUCUCAGACAUGGGCGAACUUCCCUGCAGGCGCACGAGAGAGCCCCUGAACCCUGCCUGGCUGCAUGUAUGUUCUGGGGGACUGCUAGGUCAAGAUCCCUCCCAGGAACCCUGAGCUCUGUGCCCAGUUCUGGGACCCAUGUAGAAUCCAGGCCCUUGGCCAGUCUGCCUCGCCUCCACCUGCUUUUAGUUUGUCAGGGUGCAUGCAGGUGCUGGCCAGAAGCAUCUCUGGUCAUGGGCUUGCCCACAUGUCACAUGAUUUGUUUUUCAAAAGUGAUGGCUCAGAAACAAGAUAAACGAAAAGGGAGAUUUUUGCAAACAGGUGAGCAGACAGCCUUUCUGGUUGAAUUUGUCUCCCAAGAGGCAGAACCUGACCUGCGGGCUGGCAGCACCUUCUUCCCUUUGCCAGAGCCUGGAAUCUUGGGCAGUAGACACUGUGUAUUUGCUGAAGGGCCACCAGGAAGUCCCCUGGGAAGGGGCUGUUCAUUAUUCCUUUUUAUACUGUUCUUGUAGAGGAACUUUAGCCCCCAAAGUUCUGUCCCCUCUGGGUCCAAACCCUCGUGGGCUUGUUGCCAGGUCCUCUCCCCCACCCUCGGGCUUGCAGAGCCAUCUGCAUAGCAGACCCCUUUCCACUGUGGAAGGCCUGGUCUGCUGCUGCAGCUGGUGGCAGUGCUCACCCCCACGAGUGUGGAGAUCUUGUGCAGAGAUGGCUGUCCAGCCAGAGCCAGUGGGGGCCUGGGGGAAUAUUAGGGGGUGGAGGAGUGGUUCCUGCUUUGUGUCCGCCAGUGUGUUCUGCAAAUCGGGAGGACAGCAGGACACUGCAGCUAUCCAAGUCCCUUUCGUCUGUGCUCUGUGCUUUGGAUUUUGUGGCUUGGAAGGCAGACUCCUGGCAGCAUCCUGUCUUCGUCCCAGUCCCCUCCCUGGGCCUGCCUGUGGCUGUUAGUAUUGACCAUUUGCAAAACUAUCAGUGUCCAUUUUCUAUGCCUUUUGGAAAUUCGUGUGACUCAUCACAACUGCUGGACUGAGAAAUGGUGUGAGCAAGAUGAUCAGUAGGAUGGACCACAGAAGCUGGGACUGUGGGGGGAGCUCGGUCCCCCAGCAGGCUGGGGGCUGUGGGUGUCUGUGCCCCAGUGGUCCAAUGGUUAACUGGCCUCGCUGUGGUGGUGAACGCUGCUUCUGCAGAGCCCAGUGUGGCUUGAUCAGUACAGAAUUAGUGACAUUCCUGUCUUCUGUAUGCAUGAUGAAAAAAUAAAACCUUUCAUCUGGGAAAA
Molecule: messenger RNA, 3157 nt
Organism: Ochotona curzoniae (black-lipped pika)
Lineage: Eukaryota; Metazoa; Chordata; Mammalia; Lagomorpha; Ochotonidae
Product: putative testis-specific Y-encoded-like protein 3
Exons: 1
Coding region: 185-1216 (343 amino acids)
Biological process (GO): nucleosome assembly
Cellular component (GO): nucleus; chromatin
Molecular function (GO): chromatin binding; histone binding
Source: RefSeq, a predicted model, not a curated record